CAAUGUCAAGGAUGUCCCCUCCAGCACGGUGUCCCUCAUGAGGCAUAUUAGCCUGGAGGUCAAUGGAACUGUCUACUCGGUAUCCAGGGGCAACAUCAUCUAUCGGAAUGGGGAGCGCAGGAACUCGCCCGUGAUAGACUCCAAUGGUGUGCUUAUUAGGUCGGGUGUCAAAUAUACUACGAUUCAGACCUACUUUGGGGUAAGCAUUCGCUAUGAUGGCGAAGACACUGCCCACAUACAGGUGCCUUUUGAGUACUGGAAUGCCACGUGUGGUCUGUGUGGAACCUUUGAUGACGAUAGAGACAAUGAUUUCAGACUUCCUGACGGCACUAAAACCGAGUAUGUGAAUGUGUUUGGGAACAGCUGGGUGCAGAAUGCGGGUGAAUGUGACACCACAAUCACCGAUCCUAUUGAUCAAUGUGAGGAUGAUGAGGAGCUCGACCAAGAAAUCAGAGAUAUUUGCUACAUUUUCAUUGAUCCGGAUGGUCCUCUUGGGAACUGCUUUGACUAUGUGGAUCCCAAGGAUUACUACGAGGCCUGCAUCUAUGACCUGUGCCACACUGAUCCUGGCAGUGACAUCAUCUGUCCUGCACUCCAGGAGUAUGCCCAACAGUGCAGGGAAGCUAAUGGUCUCGUAGGACUCUGGAGAGCUGCAAGGCCUCAGUGUGCUUUUGAGUGCCCAAGUGAUAGACUCUACGAGCUGUGUGGGAGUGCCUGUCACCCAAGCUGUGCGGAGCCUGAGGCUGCUAUCAGCUGUAGUCUGCCAUGCCAAGAGACUUGUACCUGUCGUGAUGGAAAGCUGGAUGAUCGAGGACAAUGUGUGGAACCAUCAGAAUGUGGAUGCUUGGUUGCUGAUGGAGUCUACAUCUCACCUACAGAUACUUGGACAAGUCCUGACUGCAGCCAGCGAUGCACCUGCUUUAAUGGAGAGGCUCAGUGUGAAGCCUACGGAUGUGGGGAGAAUGAAGAAUGUGAUCUCAGGAACGGUGUGCAAGAUUGUUACUGCCUUGAUGGAUUCCUCCCACUCGGAGAGAGAUGUGUUAGGGCUCCCGGUUUCUGCCAGAUCUGGGGUGACCCUCAUUAUGUGACCUUUGACGAUAAGAAAUAUAACUUCCGGGUGAUUGUGACUACACACUGGUCAGAGAUUGCCAGAAUUCCAGUGAAUAUCACCUGUGGUCCAACAAUGAACGGCUGCGCCCAUCAGAUAGGGUUUCCUACCUUAGAGAGGUUAUUCUGGAAUUGAAAGGCAACAUAUACUCCCUUAUCAAGGGCUUCCAUGUCAGAGUUAAUGGCAUUGAUGUAUCUGAGAACCUGCCCUACAUGGAUAGUGAAGUGUGGAUCUACAGGGAUGUAACC
Molecule: messenger RNA, 1356 nt
Organism: Strongylocentrotus purpuratus (purple sea urchin)
Lineage: Eukaryota; Metazoa; Echinodermata; Echinoidea; Camarodonta; Strongylocentrotidae
Product: alpha-tectorin-like
Exons: 7
Coding region: 38-1243 (401 amino acids)
Molecular function (GO): protein binding
Source: RefSeq, a predicted model, not a curated record